AACACCUCUUCCGCUCAGUCUUUAUAGCAGAAGCCAUUGAGACCGUGAGACCCAUUUCUGCACACUCAUCAUUCGAAGUAUGAAUUAUCAGAAUUUACCUUGAUCUUUCGACACUUUCAAUGAUUCCAGAAAAAGACUGUUUGGUUAUUAAACGUUGAAGCUGAUUGAGUUUCUCCAUCAACUAAAUUUGUCAAAUUGGAGCUUUCCCCAAAAAAAAUUGGACUAUCAUGUAUUUGAAUAUAAAUAGGCACCAGUGUUGUGAUGGUUGUAGGAUCAGGUGGUUGCUUGAGAGUAUCAUGAUUCUUUCUCUAGAUUAUUUUCUAUGCCCCCAUGAAGAGGAUCCCACAAAUCCUGUUGAGCUAAUACGAAGAGAUCGUAUCACUGCAAGCGGGGGUGAGGUCAGUCAACUAAAUGUAGGUGGUGGUGUAGAGAGAUUCCAUGUUGGCAUGGAGAGGGCUAUCUCUGUUUUUACUCAUGGAUUUCUUCACAAACUUCUGGAAGAAUCAAGAAAACUUGAGAAUCAUGCAACUAAAGCUGAAGAGAUUGGGCAAGAACAGAUUGAAUUUCCUUAGCUCUAAACCUACAAGGAAGAGAGAGAGGUAAGGAAUUUUUUUUUAAUUUUUUUAAUUUUUGAUUUUAUUAUUAUUAUUUUUUAACUUGAAUCUACUCCCUUGCAUUGAGUUUGAGUUGCAAAUAUUACUCAACUUGUCAUAGAAUUUAGAAAUUAUUUUAUCUUUUCACACAUUCUAAUACCCUCAAACUUGACAUUUAACAUUUAUAUUUUCAAAAACUUCAGGGGGGGUGAGUUGAAUAUUCAGAAAUUAAAGAAUUCUUUUGUCU
Messenger RNA from Vitis riparia (riverbank grape), 840 nucleotides. RefSeq lists its product as uncharacterized. The coding region runs from base 228 to 572 and encodes 114 amino acids. NCBI's taxonomy places the organism in Eukaryota, Viridiplantae, Streptophyta, Magnoliopsida, Vitales, Vitaceae. The record is from RefSeq and is a predicted model, not a curated record. The transcript has 5 exons.